AUGGGGGUUUGUAGUUCAACCAAAAAAUCUUCAGGUAAGAAUUCUUAGGAUAAAUUUAAUCCAGCCUUGACCAACACAGCAGAUGUUCAAUAAACUCAAAGGGAGCCUGCUUCCAAUUAAAAUGAAUAAAGAAUUAAUUUGAACCAAACCGUUCAGAGGAAGAUUAGAAAGUCAGGAACGCUAAGCUACUUCGAAUACAAUCAGGAUAAGCUCUAAACUGAGAAACGACCUCGUAUAAAUUAUAAUACGAAUAUUAGAAAAUAAUAAAAAAGUUGGAUCCAGUGCACCUCAAUUGAAAAUCAAGAUCACUGAAUCAAUAGCAUCAAAAGAUUACUCGGUGUUUAAAGGGCAUGUGAAAAUACCCACCAAAUCAACUCUUAGAGUUAUGUAGCACAAUAGCGAUGGGCAACUAGUCGUUAUGGAAUAACUACCAUACGAUUAAGAAGGAAAGGACUACAUAGAGUGGCUCCAAAAGACAAACUUGGUAAUUAUAUAGGUGAAUGUAGGAGUUUUAUCACAUUGGUAAGGUUAAAGAAAUCUUUGUUUGUGGACACCAAUUUUAGUUAAUGCAUGAAUAUUGCACAGGAGGCCCAUUAUCAGAGUUAUUACAUCACAAACUGUCUGAAUAGGUGGUCUGUAACAUUUUGGAUUAACUCUUUGAAAUAGUCAAUUUUCUUCACUAAAAUAAGUUAACACACAAUAAACUGACAAUCGAUAGUUUUUCAUUUUAUUACGAUUUGUAAAAUUACUUAAUUAAGUUGACUGAUUUAAGAAGCUUGCAUAAGCCUCCUAGAGAGAUUUCACUUUAGAUUGCCUAAUAUGCCUCUCCUGAAGCUUUGACUUCCAAUCAUCCUCAUAGGUCAAAUGACAUUUGGUCCUUAGGAAUUAUUGCUUAUCAAUUAAUGACCAGAAAUUUAAUUUAUGAAGAAGAUAAAGAUUUAAGCAAUAUCCAUCAAGUUAAAUAAGCAAUUAUCAACUGGUCAACACAAUAACAGAUAAAUGAUGAAAUAUCUUAAGAUUUUGAAAAUCUCAUUUUGAAGAUGCUAAACCCAGAUAAAACCUUACGACUUACCAUAGAAGAAUGCUAAAACCAAGAAUUUAUCCAAAGUUAUCAAACUCAAAAUUUGAAUUGCCAUUUCAAUCACCUCUUUACUAGUAGUUUCUGUGAUAAUCUACAGAAACAGUUAAUGGUUUAUCUCAUAAAUAACUAUGAGCACUCUCACUAACAGGUGGGACGUAGAAUCUUCGAUGUUUUGGACAAGGAUAAAGAUGGGAAAUUAAAUAUUUAAGAAUUAGAAGACUUUAAAAAAAAACUCAAGUAAGCACAAGGAUAAGAGAGGAAUACUUAAAUUAUACAGGAUUUAAUAGAUAAUUCAAGUGAAUUAGGAUUAGAAGAUUUCAUCCUGAUGAUAUCCAAUAAAUCUAUAUACAUAACAAACCACAAUCUUGAUCAUAGUUUUGCCAAAUUUGCUAACAAAAAUUAGGAGGUCACUGUAAAAUCUUUAUCCAAAAUUCUCAAUAUAUAAGAGAAAGAAUUGACUGAAGAAUUCAAGAAUCGCUAAUUGUUUUAUGAGGUAUCUUAUGUUAUUCUAUAUAGAAUUAUUGUAUUCCCUUAGAAAAAGCAUAGUAUGAAUAGAUAUUAAAUUAAAUUUUAGAAGUUUAAUCGGAACAAUGA
This is a messenger RNA of Paramecium octaurelia, 1675 nucleotides long. The record is from the annotation of a GenBank genome assembly. Lineage: Eukaryota; Ciliophora; Oligohymenophorea; Peniculida; Parameciidae.